Messenger RNA from Cucurbitaria berberidis CBS 394.84, 1310 nucleotides. RefSeq lists its product as uncharacterized. The transcript has a single exon. The record is from RefSeq and is a predicted model, not a curated record. The coding region runs from base 49 to 1236 and encodes 395 amino acids. NCBI's taxonomy places the organism in Eukaryota, Fungi, Ascomycota, Dothideomycetes, Pleosporales, Cucurbitariaceae.
CAGGGCUCGGUAAUCCUGUUGCCUGGCUACGACGCCUGCAUAAAGCCAAUGGAUCUCACACCUGUCAAAAUACGCGGCAGGAAACGGAAGCUUCCUGCACUCAUCCCCGCCAGACUCCAGUCUUCCAAAGUCUCCUCGCAAUCGUCUUCCCAAGCUUCUCUAGAUGACCGCCCACGAAAACGCAAAGUCAAGAAAACAACUCCACCCGCUAUGCCGAGCCUCCAAGGACUCCCCCAGGAACUUCUAGAGAUGAUCUUCCUCUACAGCAUGAACAUUGCACUCCCACGCUGUUCCCCUUCAAUAGGCCGCAAACUCUCUUCUCGCCAUGUGACAAUGAAGUUCACCAUGCGGUCAUUCUUUGAUACCGUGGACCAUAGAACCAACACCCGCGACCGAAAAGUCACCUCAGAUCCCCAACUACAGUCCAGCGUACUAUCCUGCCACUUCUUCACCUACAAGUUCUUUCUGGAUUAUGUAAAGACGGCGCACGACGCGAUCAUCAGACUUCGAGGAAAAGCAUGGGAAAAGGCCAGUGUACCUGUCCUGGGCGUGGAAGAGUUCGAGGACCUGUGGGUCUUCAAAUUCACAAAAGUCCCCUACCUCUCCUUCGCAGGAGGCUUCCAUAUACCUGAGAAACUUCUCCAUGGGCCGUUCACCAAAGACAAAACAUCCCUGCUUUACGUCUUAGUCUCACUAAGUGGAGAAAUCGACUGGACAGGCAGCAUGGCGGGCGAAGUAGCAAAGACGGGAAUUAAAGAAGCGAUCAAGGAGCGUAAUGAGCGCGCGGUUGCUGCUUUCACGGUGCUGCUGGGUAUAUCGAAGGCGAUUACUACCGAUGUACUACGCUACGCUGUCAUAAACUGCGGAUGUGAAAUCAACAUCCUCCGACACCUGCUCUUCAAUGCGCAAAUCUUAGCCCACGAGACAUCCAAAGAGAUCCUUGAUUUCUAUGACCCUAAACUUUGGGCAUGGGCGGACGCACACGGCGAGCGUGGGUGCGUAUUGAAGGAUAUGCUCAAGAAGGCUGAUGCAUUUAAUCUGGAAUUUUACUUUGAGCAAGAUGCGGACUGGACGCAGAUUGUCGGAUUCCCAUAUGGUGGGAGCAGGUUCGAUAUUAGAACGGCGUUUGAUGCUGUAGUGAGAGAGCUAUUGGGAAAUCUUUACAGAAACCAUGGGAGGAAGAUUACAAGGAAAAGACGUCAAAGAAGCGAGCAGCGGGUUGUGGAGGAAGCGUAAGAUAAAUAAUUGCUCCGGAUCCUAAAUGGAGAUCACAAAUACACACUAUAAACAUGCUAUGCUACCCGUAGCUG